UGUCUCACAAAAACAUAAGAUUUCAGACACAGCUUUACAGCAGCUGAAUGCACAGGCAACACAUUUUGGAGCAGAAUAACUAAAUAUAGCCUCUGUGUUUAUGAGUCUUUAUUAAUUCUCUGAUCAGAAACAGAGAGGGCAGUGCAGACUCCUCCCUGUGAACUUUGGAAAGUGUUCUUCAGUUUUUUAUUCUGUCAAGCACCUGCCGUGUCAGAUGUUCCUUCCUCCUCAUUAUCUCAACCAGAGACACAGCAGAAGUGAAUGCACGACAUGCUUGACACCUGUAUAUUCCUGCUUCUCCUAGUUCCAGGGUUAUGGACUUUCAUGAUCCAUAAUAUGGAGUAUGGCCUGUGUCUGGAGGACUCGGAUGACACAGGUCAAGUCCUCUUGAAAAAGUGUAACCUGGACUCACAGGCUCAACAGUGGGUCUGGAUGAAUCGGGAUAUGCUUAUGUGUGUUGCAACAUCCAGAUGUCUGUCGGCUCAACAGAACUAUCCAGUCCAAACUCAGUCUUGCCAGGAGCCAGACGUGAAUGCUGCAGAACUGAUGUGGGACUGUACCAGUAACAAACUCUCCAGCAGAAAUACGUCCUUAUUGCUGUCAUCCAAUGGCCAGCAUGUGAUUCUUACAAAGCACCUCAAACAUUUUGAGUGGAAGUCUCUUGAUGAGGGGGACAUCUGUCAGACGAAACUCAGACUCAGGAGAGCAUCUGAGAACCAGGACCAGUUUGAGGAUCCAGAAGAGUCAGCAGGUGAGGUGAAAGGCAUGACAGACGAGCAGAGAGAGUAUUUUCGCUGGUUGUACCGCACUGAGGACCCAACUAUUUGGACUUUCGUGAUACUAGGACUGGCGUUUCUCUGUUUGCUCAUUGGGUUUUUGCUGCUUGGAAUGGGAGCCAUGGCCAACAAAAGUAGAAAGAAGAUAGCUAAAUACAAAGCAGCUGCAUCCCUUGUUAAGAAGCAUGAAGAGGAAGAGCUUCAAGUCAUAUCUGAUCAUCGGGAUAACGGCACAUCUCCACUGCCCCAUGGUCCCACAUCAUCUCUGUCGGAUGGGGACAUUGUGGUCACAUGGAAAGAUGGCAACACCUCCUGUCUGUAUUCAGAUCAUGUUGUGGAGGAGAGACAGGAGGACGAACUGGAGAAGGAACAGGAGGAGAAACGGGAGGAAGUGUGGCAGGAAAGAGAAGUUCAUGACGAAGGGAGGAAGGCAGAGUGAAUAACACUGACCUGUUGCACAGCUUUUAAAGCUUGUUUUGAUUUAGUUUUAAUGAACUGUAAAGAUCUAAUGAUUUGAGGUUUUUUUUAAAGAACCCUGUGAAUACUCAGAGCCUUUUGAUGUGAGGUGUUCAUAAACCUUGAACCUUAACCUUAUCUUUCUUUCAUGUGUAAUGCUGACCCCAUUUAGACUAUUGUUCUGAUCUCACCUUAAAUCACUUCAGGUCUUAAUGCAGCCAAUGUGGCAUUUGCAAACCCCUAAUGCCAGUUGAUGCGCAUUUAACACAUAACAAGGAUCAUAUUGAAAACAUUUUGGUGCCAUGUUGUGCACAUAGUCAGUGAAAUUAUCCCUAAUUUUGUGAAUUUGCAUCCUAUAUACCUAAACUUAUAUCCAUUGUAUGCGCUUUAUUUCAAAUUAAUUUACAAUCUGCUUGACAGUAAAACCAUGUCAUUUUUUAUACCAUUUUUAUGAAAUUCAGGCACUAAGGGGUUAAAGUCUUCAUUCAGGAUAUAUCUGUCUGAAAUGUAAUGCAUCAUUAAAUCGACUUACCACA
This is a messenger RNA of Girardinichthys multiradiatus, 1768 nucleotides long. RefSeq names its product solute carrier family 51 subunit beta. Gene Ontology annotation, biological process: bile acid and bile salt transport. The coding region runs from base 262 to 1215 and encodes 317 amino acids. The record is from RefSeq and is a predicted model, not a curated record. The transcript has 6 exons. Gene Ontology annotation, cellular component: plasma membrane. Gene Ontology annotation, molecular function: protein heterodimerization activity; transmembrane transporter activity. Lineage: Eukaryota; Metazoa; Chordata; Actinopteri; Cyprinodontiformes; Goodeidae.